GGAUCAUGCGGAAGUUUACGCACACGGCACUGGGCACAUGAGCAGUGAACACAUGUUGCCGAUGUUGCGUGCUCGUAAAUAUAAGCUCGAUGUUAAAAAAGGAAAAGCGUUAUUAAGACAACAAUUUACGUGUUAUAUCUACAAUUAAAUAAAUAGACGCGUUAGAGACACUUUAAUCUUAACCAUCAACCGGCGAAAUACAGGCAAUAUGGAGCCAAUAUCAGCCUUCUCCGUGUAUGAGACAGAAUGUAAAAACACAGAACAGUUAUCGAGUGAAAAGAAAAAGAAAAAAAAGUUGCAAAGAGCUUUGAACAGAAAACAAAAGGAUGUUAAACAAACAAGCGUAAAGCAACAGAUACAAGACAAAGGGAUAAAAUCUACAAGAAAAUUGAAUAGUGUCAAUAAUAGGACAUUAAUAAGCAAGAUAAAUAACGUUCGAAUUAUGCAUAGAAAAUUACAAUUAAAAGCUAUGAGGGAGCAUAAGAAGAAAAGUAAAAAGAAUCUUAACAAGAGAAAAACUAUUCUAAUGACUGAUGCAGGAGUUACGGAGAAUAAUAGAACAGGAAGCAGUGAGAACGAUUUAAAUAUAGACUCGAAUCAUACGAGUCAUUCAAAUAAUACCAGCAUAGAGAUGAAUGAAAAAUAUGGUGAUGUUUAUCGCAAUCCAUGUAUGGAUAGUCAUCAAUUAUUGCAGUGGCUGUUGUGUCCUAUGCAUGUGGAAACCUUCUUGGAACAGAAUUGGGAAAACACUCCGAUGUAUGUGAAAAGGGAUACUCCUGAUUAUUACAAGAGCCUUGUAUCGACGCCUUUAUUGGACGAAGUGUUGAGAAAGAAUCAUAUUCAGUUUACUAAAAAUAUCGACAUAACGUCCUAUUCCAAUGGCGUGAGAGAGACUCACAACCCUCCUGGUCGUGCUCUUCCAAGCGUCGUUUGGGACUACUACCGAAACAAGUGUUCCGUGAGAAUGUUAAAUCCACAGACAUUUAUACCUAGGAUACACGCGUUAAACGCUACCCUCCAGGAGUUCUUUAAUUGCUUCGUUGGCGCCAAUUUGUAUCUCACGCCACCUAAUAGCCAAGGUUUCGCGCCUCAUUACGACGAUGUGGAAGCAUUUAUUUUGCAAGUCGAGGGUCAAAAGAGAUGGAAGCUGUACAAGCCGCUUAACGCGAACGAAUAUCUGCCGAGGUAUUCGUCCAAGAAUUUUGAUCAGUCGGAGAUAGGAGAGCCUAUACUGGACACGAUUGUCAAAGCCGGGGAUUUGUUGUACCUGCCACGGGGAACCAUCCAUCAAGGAGUGACUCUCGGCGAUACCCACAGCUUGCACGUCACGUUGAGUGUGUAUCAGAAGAACAGUUGGUGCGAUUUCCUCGAGAAACUACUUCCGCAGGCUCUGAAGCAAGCCGCCGAGAACGAUGUCCGUUUUCGCGAGGGUCUGCCGCUGGAUUGCUUAACGUACGUCGGCACUGCACACAGCGAAGGUUACCGCAAAGAUGUUUUCAAGAAUAAGGUUAAGGAUUUGAUCACUCUGAUGUUAGACCACAUUGAUAUCGAUAACGCGGCCGACUUAAUGGCCAAGAGUCACAUCCACGAUUUUCUGCCACCCUUCGUCUUUAAGAGCGAACGGAAGUGUACGGUGAUGGAAGACGGCGAGGUCAUGACCAGCAAUGGGCUUGUCAAGAAUCACGCGGAGAUUACGCUUGAGACAAAGAUACGAUUAUUGAGAUUGCAUUGCAUAAGGUUGAUAAAAGAAGAUACAUAUAAGAUCUAUUACUCUACCGAAAAUUCCAAAGAAUAUCACGAAUAUGAGCCACAGUUCUUGGAAGUUGAUGAAGAAUUUGUAUCUGGGAUUAAGCAAAUGAUAGCAGCCUAUCCUGAAUUUAUAUCUGUGAAGAAACUGCUAAUCGAGACUGACGACGCAAAGAUUCAAAUAGUGAAGGAUCUGUGGGAAAAAGGUUUAAUCUCAACGGAGGACCCUCUAUGUUGAAUUGUAAAUUCAUUUUUUAUAAAAAAAAAAAAACAAAUUAAGACGGAAAAACUGUGACGGAAAAAUGAACAAAGCUUUUCGUUACAGUACAAUAUCUAAAAUAUAUGUUGCAUAGGUAAUUUAUCUGCUUCGAAAGGAAAUUUUUCAUUGUUUUUGCAUGAAGCGGACAAUAGCAAUGUAUUAUACUAUUAUAGUAUUACAAUGUUACAAGUAAAAAAUUGCGUACAAUGAUUUUGGUCUUGUUAUAUUUUGUAAUUCGUAUUAGCUUUUACAAUAUAUUUUAAAUUUUACAUUUUAAAUCUUUUUCGUUUAUAUACGAUGGUUCUUAAUGAUAUAUCAAUGUUCAGAAGAUAGAUUUAGAUUUCUUGCAUUUUAUGAUAAAGGCUGAUAUACAUUUUUUAUUCAUAUCUCUAUUUUGUACUA
This is a messenger RNA of Wasmannia auropunctata (little fire ant), 2407 nucleotides long. RefSeq names its product bifunctional lysine-specific demethylase and histidyl-hydroxylase NO66 (gene NO66). The record is from RefSeq and is a predicted model, not a curated record. Lineage: Eukaryota; Metazoa; Arthropoda; Insecta; Hymenoptera; Formicidae. The transcript is spliced from 8 exons. Bases 209 to 1984 code for a protein of 591 amino acids. Gene Ontology annotation, molecular function: histone H3K36 demethylase activity; histone H3K4 demethylase activity. Gene Ontology annotation, cellular component: nucleolus.